AUGACUACGAAGCAUUUCAUCAACGAUGGCACAACACUUGUCCAAGACGCUUUGCAUGGACUAGCCCUCUCUAACCCUUCUUUGCGAUACGACGAGGAUAUCAAAGCUAUAAUAAAUCCGCGCCAUGACGGGAACAAGAAUGUGACGAUCAUCUCGGGUGGAGGAGCUGGCCACGAACCCUCUUUUGUAGGUCUAGUCGGCGAUGGCCUUCUCAGCGCCGCAGUGUCAGGCUCUAUUUUUGCGUCUCCCAGUGUGCACCAGAUCCAAACCACAAUUUCUCGAGUGGGUGGCUCCGCGGGUACGCUGCUCGUGAUCAUGAAUUAUACGGGCGAUGUACUGCACUUUCAUCUGGCCGCUGAAAAGGCCCGCCUUGCUGGUUUCGACACUGCCGUGCUAGUCGUCGGGGACGAUGUGUCGGUUGGUCGGCGGAAGAGCGGCAGAGUCGGUAGGCGAGGUCUUGCAGGUACUGUCCUCGUUGAGAAGGUCCUCGGGGCCCUGGCAAAGCAGGGCAAGAUGAAUCUCGAGGAGCUCCGCAAAGCUGGUGAAGACUUGGCCAACAAUCUUGCCACUGUCGGUGCUGCAUUAGACCAUGUCCACAUUGUGGGGAAGCCGAUAGCAAAAUCGACAGACAACGCAGAUCAGGUUGAAGUGGGCAUGGGAAUUCACAAUGAGCCAGGGUGCUACGUGAUUAAACCACAACCAACUAUUUCGGCACUGGUGGGUCAAAUGUUGGACAUGCUAUUAGAUCCGAAUGACUCGGAUCGAGCUUAUGUGUCAUUCUUGGACAAGCAAUCCAUUUGUUUGAUGGUCAAUAACUUGGGAGGUGUAUCAAACAUUGAGUUUUCCGCUAUAACGAAGACUGUAGUUGACCUGCUUGGUGAACGGGGCAGCAAGCCUAUUAGAAUAUAUUCCGGGGCCUUUAUGACCAGCUUGGAUGGAAAAGGCUUCAGUAUCACACUCUUGCAAGCCACUCCUCAAGUUCUCACCGCGCUAGAUGAGCCCGCCACCACCCCAGGGUGGAAGGUGACGCCAGAUCUCCAUCAAGCUCAUGCUGAUGGUCAAGCGCCACAUGGGAAUGGCGUACUUCGCACAAGUGAGGUUGAUUCGAUAAAACCGUCUCUCAGAUCACCGUCUCUACUGAAAGUUAACGAGAAAGACCUGAUGGCAUCUCUCAAGAGGGCUUGUGAUCGGGUGAUAGCAGCCGAGGUAGAGAUUGAUCAAGUCGACUCACUGGUGGGCGAUGGAGAUUGCGGAUCGACAUUUGCACGAACUGCUCAUGCAAUCCUUCGGGAAAUUGUUAACAAAGAUUAUUAUACCAGUGACAGUGGAGAUAUCAUCAAUAUUCUUGAGACUCUGGCAGUAGUCGUCGAGAACAAUAUGGACGGUACUUCCGGGGCGCUUUAUGCAAUCUUCCUAAACGCUCUGGCUGCCUCUCUCCGGGCUGUCGGCACCAAACUACCCCAAGAGCGACUGGUUGAACAUUCAGAUUGGACCAAGGCUGCUGGUGACGCACUCCAAGCUGUACGCCAAGCUACACCUGCUUCGGUAGGAGACCGCACUGUCAUGGACGCUUUAGAACCGUUCAUAGCAUCCUUACAGUCUGGUUCACCAUUAGCUGCAGCCAUUGAUGCAGCACGAGAGGGGCGUGACAGCACAAAAGGGAUGGCUGCAUCCCUUGGCCGCGCUGUCUACGUACCCCAGGAAGUAUGGAGUAAGGUUCCAGACCCUGGGGCGAUGGGCUUGGUGUGCCUUUUGGAGGGGAUUUUGGGUGCCUGA
Aspergillus bombycis is the source of this 1776-nucleotide messenger RNA. RefSeq lists its product as uncharacterized. Gene Ontology annotation, biological process: glycerol catabolic process. The coding region runs from base 1 to 1776 and encodes 591 amino acids. The transcript has 4 exons. NCBI's taxonomy places the organism in Eukaryota, Fungi, Ascomycota, Eurotiomycetes, Eurotiales, Aspergillaceae. Gene Ontology annotation, cellular component: cytosol. The record is from RefSeq and is a predicted model, not a curated record. Gene Ontology annotation, molecular function: ATP binding; glycerone kinase activity.